AUGUGGAAACCAUCUCCUAUGCACACAUACAAAUUAAACUGGGAUGCAGCUUUAGAUAGGAUUCAGUCCAGAAUUGGAAUUGGAGUUGUUGUCAGAGACUAUGAAGGUAGAAUUCUUGCAACUAUGAGGAAAAACAAGUGCCUGUUCCCAGAUCCUUUACUGGCUGAAGCUUAUGGGACAUUGCAAGCAACAACUUUUGGGUUGGAAUUGGGGUUAAGAAAGAUUAUACUUCAAGGGGACUCACUGCAGAUCACUCAAGCCUUGAAGAAGAAGGAUGCUAACUGGACUAGCGUAGGCAUGUUUGUGUCUGAAGCCAAGGAGAUUCGCAAGAAUUUUCUCAAAAGGGAUGUUCUUCAUGUUAGAAGAGAUGGGAAUGUCAUUGCACAUGUUUUGGCAAAAGAUGCCUUAGUCAUUUCUGAUGUAAUUGUUACUAUGGAGGAGUCUCCUCCAUUUAUUUCAGAUUUGAUUUAA
This is a messenger RNA of Carya illinoinensis, 471 nucleotides long. RefSeq lists its product as uncharacterized. The transcript has a single exon. Lineage: Eukaryota; Viridiplantae; Streptophyta; Magnoliopsida; Fagales; Juglandaceae. The coding region runs from base 1 to 471 and encodes 156 amino acids. The record is from RefSeq and is a predicted model, not a curated record. Gene Ontology annotation, molecular function: RNA-DNA hybrid ribonuclease activity; nucleic acid binding.